GGAGGCUCGAACACUGUCUUCAAAAAAUUAUCUAUUUUCCACAUGCACAAAACCUUUCUUGUACGUUAAUUUAUCGAGAGAAGAAAGACUUUGCCUUAGGGUAAAACUACUUAACAACUCGUUCAAAGUAUGUUUGAAAGGAAACUGAAAGCACUUGGAUUUCAUCAUCCAGAAAACUUCUCUCCAAACGAUGAAGAAGACUUUAGGAAUCUGAUUAUUUGGCUUGAGGACCAAGUCAUACGACUAUACAAGAUAGAAGAUAGAGAUCUUCUUCGUGAAACAAGUAGCUCUGAAUGGCCAUCUAUUUUUGAAAAGUAUCUGGAUGACUUAGCUUGUCCUGUGCGAAGAGAUGAAAGAGAAGCUGUGGCCUCUUGGUUAAUAAGUCAUGCAGUUAGAGUAGAGUAUCAUGAGAAUGCCACUAAAUUUAAUGACCUUCACAAAGAGAGAAAGAAAGUGAAAGAAGAUAGCACAAGUGCCAGCAUUAAUGGACAAUCAGGUUCAGGUGCAGUUAGUGAAAUAACAGGUGAUGAUCCUGACCUGAAAGCAGGUAUCUCAUCGUUAUCAAAGCUUCUUGGAAUUCCGUUCCACCCUGACCACAUUACUACUUUGCAGGCGGUUCAAAAAAUUAUCAACCAGAAGCUCUCUCCUGAGAACGUAGAUGCUUUAAAAUCUGGUAAAGACAAGAAGAAGGGAAAAGGAAAGGAAGGCGACUAUCGACCCAUAAAUGAAAUCGACCUCGGUUUUCAAGUAAAUGAUUCUGCUGUAAAAGAAGCUGCCAAAAUUCUUCGCCUUCUUCAUCUUCAUGAACUUCGUGAUCUCCAAACACAGAUAAAUAAAGCGAUAGUUCUUGUACAGAGACAAACCGCCAACCCAAAGACAGACCAAUCCCUUGGCAAAGUUGGCAGAUAAAUCUAUUCUUGUCUUAUUUUUUUGAAAUUAUAAAUUGUAUAUUUGCUUAUCAAAUAAUUUAAAACCGAUACGCUUAAUGAAUAAUUGCAUUACGAAGUAGUCAUUUGAUUCACAAUGUCCCGCAGAGGCAGUUU
Rhopilema esculentum is the source of this 1043-nucleotide messenger RNA. Its product is annotated as tRNA-splicing ligase complex subunit RTRAF. Lineage: Eukaryota; Metazoa; Cnidaria; Scyphozoa; Rhizostomeae; Rhizostomatidae. The record is from RefSeq and is a predicted model, not a curated record.